GCAGUUAUGCAAAUGUCUGUCCAAUGGAAAGCAAGCUGUGGUGAAAGCAACGGAGCUUCAGGUCUCCAGAAGACAUUGUGUAAUAGCGGUGGACUGUAUAUAAGGUGAAGCCCUGCCAGAAAAGCAAAGGCUGCGCACACGUCUUUCUGUACACCAAGUGUUUUUCCUGCUCUGAGGUACAAUGCUGCGCUUCCUCGUGGCCCUUUCGCUGCUGGCUCUGUCCUGGGCCCAGGACUGCCAGGUGGCCAACUUCCAGACCAUGCAGAACUUUGACAAGACAAGGUAUGCUGGGACCUGGUACGCUGUUGGAAAGAAGGACCCAGAAGGUUUGUUCUUAAUUGACAACAUCAAGGCCCAGUUUACUGUGGAAGAGGACGGCAAAAUGACCGCAAAGGCAGUCGGCAAAGUCAACAUCCUGAACAACUGGGAGAUGUGCGCUGAAAUGUUCGGCACCUUCGAGGACACCGAGGACCCAUCCAAGUUCAAGAUGAAGUACUGGGGAAUUGCAUCCUACCUGCAGUCUGGAAAUGACGACCACUGGGUCAUCGACACCGACUACGACAACUACGCCGUCCACUACUCCUGCAGACUGCUGGACAGCGACGGCACUUGCAUCGACAGCUACUCUCUAAUAUUCUCCUCUUCCCGUCACCCCGGCGGCCUGAGGCCGGAGGACCAGCCCAUCGUCACCCAGAGGAAGAACGAGCUCUGCCUGCUGGGCAAAUACAGACGCGUCGACCACACUGGCUUCUGUCCAAACAACGGAUUUCUACAGUGA
Messenger RNA from Betta splendens (Siamese fighting fish), 778 nucleotides. It is a transcript of the gene rbp4, whose product is annotated as retinol binding protein 4, plasma. The record is from RefSeq and is a predicted model, not a curated record. Gene Ontology annotation, biological process: retinol transport. Lineage: Eukaryota; Metazoa; Chordata; Actinopteri; Anabantiformes; Osphronemidae. Gene Ontology annotation, molecular function: retinol transmembrane transporter activity; retinol binding.